Aspergillus alliaceus is the source of this 1360-nucleotide messenger RNA. Its product is annotated as GPI anchored serine-threonine rich family protein. The transcript has 5 exons. Lineage: Eukaryota; Fungi; Ascomycota; Eurotiomycetes; Eurotiales; Aspergillaceae. The record is from RefSeq and is a predicted model, not a curated record. The coding region runs from base 265 to 855 and encodes 196 amino acids.
UCUGACAGUGGAUCUUGAAAGCUUUUUCUAUUUUCUUUUUUCUUUUUUUUCCUGGCCGAUCCGUCAAUAUCAUUUUAUAGAUUUUCCAAUAGACUGAGACAUAGUGAUUCCCUCAUUCCGCUAUUUAAACGCAACUUCCUCCGUCGUAAUCUCAUUUUCUUCACUCCGUCUUUACUACACUCAUCCAACUUUAGAUUCCCUCGUUCGGUUUUAUCAACCCCAUAUUUUAAUAUUUCCAUCCUUUCGGACAUUUAAUCAGCCACCAUGCGUCUCUCCUACGCCGUCUCUCUCUUGCCUCUGGCUGCUUCCGUUGGAGCGCUCCAGGUCACCGAGCCCAAGAAGGGUGAGGAUGUUGACCUCUCCAAAUCCUUCACUGUGAAGUGGGACGCUGUCGAUACCGACCCCUCUUCUUUCGAUCUUUACAUCGUCAACAACGCCGUCUACCCCAGUGUUGAGCAGAAGAUCGCCUCCGACGUUGACAGCUCCAAGGGCUCCUACAGCGUCUCCGGCCUCUCCGACCUGACCAACGGCAAGGGCUACCAGAUCAACUUCCUGUCCAACUCCGCCAAGAACAGCGGCAUCCUCGCCCAGUCCCAGCAGUUCAACGUCGAGGGCUCUUCCGACUCCAGUUCCUCCGCCUCUGCCAGCGAGACCAAGACCGCCUCCUCCACCACUGGCACUGCCACUGCUUCCUCUACUGUUUCCUCCUCCGCCCGUGCCUCUGCUUCCAAGAGCGGUUCCGCCAGCGGUACCUCUUCCGGCAGCGGCCCCAUCUCCACCGGCGCUGGUGCUUCCCUCUCUGCACCCGUCUCCGCCGCCGUCCUCCUGAUGGGCGCGGUCGCUCUUAACCUGUAAGAGUUCGGUUUGCUCCUCAGUUCAGUCGUUCAGACAUCGUGAAAUCUUGCACGGGGGAACGGACACGAAAGCAUAUUAUGCUUAUGCUAGGUUAAGGGAUAAGGUUACUUCGAUACAUGAUGUAAUACGUGGCGCGGGAAAGAUGGGGAGAUAGAAAUGUAUUUUAUUCAAUUCUUAAUAGCAUUCCUUUAGAAUGCUACCUACAUAUCGAAAAAUGAUCGUUGAACCUCUGGGGUUUUUGGACACGUAUCUACAAGUAACUUGUACGUAGGAAAGGAUGGAUGGAUAGAAUAUGUGGUAGCUGCGCUUCCCGAGCUCUCGGCGAACUCUUAUAUGCCGGAUUUUCUGUUGAUCGGGAUCGACCAGUGGGUCUUCUUCUCUUAUUUUAUAGUAUUUGGGUGAUAUUGGACAUCGUUGAAUAGUAUGUAGGAGUACCAUAGAUUAUUUUGGUAAAAUAUUCUCCGUAUGUAUAUCUACGCAUCCAUAAUAAAGUAACGAACUAUCA